This is a messenger RNA of Suillus discolor, 1344 nucleotides long. RefSeq names its product Clavaminate synthase-like protein. The transcript has 13 exons. The record is from RefSeq and is a predicted model, not a curated record. Gene Ontology annotation, molecular function: dioxygenase activity. Bases 121 to 1110 code for a protein of 329 amino acids. Lineage: Eukaryota; Fungi; Basidiomycota; Agaricomycetes; Boletales; Suillaceae.
CAUAAACUUGGUAUUAUUCAUAACAUACAAACUAUUAAAACGGGCUGUCGACUAAGGAUGUAAACUGUGAGAUUGAUCCACUUGGUUUCCAAUAUCACCCCUUGACCAUCUAACACUGUUAUGUCGAGUCAUUCAAUCCCCAUUAUUGAUUUCGCUCCGUUCUUAGACGGAUCGGCGAAACAACAGGCUGCAGAUCAGCUCCUCGGGUCGUUCAAAUCGUAUGGAUUCGUCUAUCUCACGAAUUUCGGUCUAUCGAACGAAGAAGUCCAAGAGAUGUUUGAUUGGUCGAAGCGCUUUUUUGCCCUUCCGCACGAAAGCAAAAUGCUCGCGCCUCAUCCAGACUCUGGAAUGCAUCAUCGAGGUUACUCCUUCCCUGGCCAGGAGAAAGAAUCCCAACUCCCGGAUUCGGGAGAUUCUGCCACUGAGGCCGACAUACCACUCCCAAGCGUGAAAGAGUCGUUCGACAUCGGGCGCGAGGACGAUGACUUGAUGCCAAACAUCUGGCCGCCCGAUCACAUCCUCCCCGGCUUCAAGGAAUCGUGUUUGGCGUUCUAUUGGAAAUGCCACGAGGUUGAGAAGAACAUCCUUCGCGCGCUCGCGCUGGGUUUCGGCUUGGAGGAGGAGUGGCUUGUGAGGUAUCAUAGGAUGCCAGAUAAUGGGCUGAGACUGCAACACUAUCCCAGCAUCGCCCUCGAAUCUGUCCUUACGAACAAGGUUGCACGAAUCUCGAAUCAUACGGAUUUUGAUACGCUUACAGUCCUCUUUCAAGACAACGUGGGGGGCCUCGAAGUUGAGGAUCCGAAUGAGUCUGGCAGGUUUUUGGCGGUACCGCCAAUUCCGAACUCGAUCAUCGUUAACGCGGGGGAUUUCUUGCGGCGAUGGUCGAACGACAUGAUACGGAGCACGUUGCAUCGCGUCCGCGCACCACCGAAUGCGGUAACGAAGGAUGGCAUGCUCCCAGAUCGAUAUUCUAUCCCCUACUUCUGUGCUGCCGACUUUUCCACAGUCGUUGAUUCGAUCCCUGGUACGUGGUCAGCAGAUUAUCCCAAGAAGUAUGAACCCGUGUCGGUGGAAGAGUAUGUGAUGAAGCGAUUUGCCGCGGAUUAUUAAAGCUGCUGAAAGGUGCUAUGGGUUGAUAUGAAUAUUAAGUAUAUGACACCCGCAGGUACAUACUUGGAUGUACAACAAAGGAAGCAGUGGCAUAUAUGUCUGACUCUAAACGAUUCUUCUGGUUAUGAAAUCGAGAAGCGGUCAAGUGCCAAUCAUAAGGCAAAACGUGCUCGGAAGUAGCUCCCCUUCAGUUGUGUCAUAGGAACGGCGAUGAAAAACAUGCCAAUCACAAGC